CUGUCGGAUUUCAGGAGCCACGACGCUUAUUUUUAUAAUCUUAAAAUCUCUUGUGAUAUUUUUUUUUAAUUUUUGCGAUAAUGCUAUCAGGUGAUUCUCAACAAAAUUUAAGUUAAAUUUAAAAUAGGAGUAGUCAGCAGAAAUAUUUGCAAAUUUAUUUCUUGCUUCUGUUGUUAAGACCAAGGCUGUUCAGGUAGAAAAAAAUAUAAAAAUUCUUCUUUCGAUUGCACAUUCAAUAGUAAGUCUUAAGAAAGAAUUCAUAAAGGCUUUUUUUGAAAAUUUGAUUUUUCGGUAUCAUCGUAAUGGAUAAUAUCACAUAUGAAGAAAAGCAAGUGGUUGAAGAGUUGAAAGAACGAACCAUCAAGGAUGUGAGUCCGAAAAUGCUGGAAGAUGUGUCUCUCUUCUACCGAUUUGCUAAAGCACGAGAUUUUAAUCUUGAGCAAGCUGAAGCUAUGCUGAGAAAACAUCUUACCUGGAGGAAAGAAUUGGGAGUCGAUACCAUACUAACAGAUUAUCAACCAUCAGAGUUUUUGCUUAAAUACGUUCCCUUGAGUAUUCCCUGUUACGAUAAAGAUGGGUGUGCCGUUAUGGUUCAUGACCUUGGUCGGGCAGAUGCAAAAGGUCUUUUGAAUGUGGUAAAGAAAACGGAUGUUACGAAGUAUUUAACAUAUUUCCUUCACCAAAUGAAAGAGAAGGUGAUCAAGGAGAGUGAAAAUGGAAAUAAGCGUUAUCAACUUGGAAAGCCUAUAUUAACCCCAAUUUACGAUUUUGAUGAAUUAACAUAUGCAAAAGCUGUGAAUGUGAAAGGUUUACAGUUGGUAAUUCACACUGUGAAGACAUUUUUGGAUAAUUAUCCCGAAUAUCUCCACACUAUAACGAUCAUAAAUGCUCCCAUCUAUUUCACAUGGUUGUAUGCUGCCUUGAAACCACUUCUUCCCAUCACGGUCAUUCAAAAAAUUCGAAUUUAUGGUACAGACGAUUGGAAGGAAGCCUUGUUGAAGUUAAUUGAGCCGGACGACUUGCCAGCUUACCUCGGAGGGAACAAAAGAGAUCCGGACGGAAAUCCUUUCUGCAAAUCCAUUAUUGUUUUUGGUCAAACCAUUCCUAAAGACUGCCAAAAACAGAAGAGAAAAAGAGAACUGGCUCUGCAGUCUGAUGUUGAAAAAAUCACUGUGUCGCCAUUGUCCAAAGAAGAAAUAACAUUCAAAGUAGAAGAGAAUUCGUAUCUCGAGUGGGAAUUUGAAACAAAGAACAGAGACAUCGAUUUCUCUUUGUCCUUCAGAGGGAAAUCCCUGGAAAUCUUUGAAAUUGUUGAACUCAUCCCUAAAGAAAGAAUAGAUACAAAUUAUGAACCUGAGAAAGGGUGCUUUUUAUGUGAGAAAACAGGCAAUUAUACGAUUGUUUUCGAUAAUUCUUACAGCUGGCUUCAUUCCAAAGAAGUAUACUACAGAAUUGGAAUAAAGAGUCAGAAGAACAAUGAAUUAUUCAAAUAGAAAUCUCAUCUAUCCUAGAGUUAUCCAAGGAUUUGUCUUGAAUCUUAUGGUUCAAAAAAAUUCACUUUAUUAAAGUAUUGAGGCAGACUGACAUCAAGAACUUAAUUGACCAAAAACAAUGCAAUCGAAUCAUCGAUUUCUUUGAACUGUGGAAUUAAUGUAUUAUAGUUUUUGUAUUAAUUUAUAUAGGGUGCUUACACUAAUUCUUAUCCAAUAAGAGAUGGAUAUUUACUUACUUUUGAAAGAUUAUUCUAGAGGGUUUAACAAAUAUUUUAUGCUAAAAAAAAUCACCUAAAUUUUUAUACAACUUCUAGUUUCUGUUAAUCACUUUUUUUUCUGUAAAUAUCACAAAGCGACAUUUUAAAUAAUAAAGGUUCUACUUCUGAGCUAAAAUAUUCGGAACUGUGAAGCUAUGACUAUCACUGCUUUCAAUGACUUUAAACCAUUUUGAUAACCACUUGAAACAAGGGUAUAGAAUUAAUGUUCAGUGCUUUCUCGACGCCUCUGUUAAUUGGUUUAAAAUAAUAAAAAUCAACUGUUCUUAAAUCAGUUUAUGUCGCAGAAGAAUGUAAUUUUCCUUUUAAAUUUAAAUUGAUUCCAUAUCAAUAAUAUUUUAUAAUAAUAGAAGUAAUACAAUAAUAUUUUUAUAAUAACAGUAAUUUAUAAUAAUAGUAUAUAUAAUAAUAAUUCUAGGAUUAUGUAAAAAAAAUCGACAUUGAAACUUUUUCAUGUGUGUAUUUAAUGACACAAACAAUUUACGAUUUUAUUUCUCACUUGAUUUUGAACAUUUUGUCAAUUCGAAGUAUAUGCCAAUGCCAAAUGGUUUCGAAAAUAACGUGUCCCAAAAAUGACUGAUGGACUUUAAAAAUCAAUUUAAAAAAGAUGGAAUGCAGUAGAAAUGUUGGCUUUGCCGCCUCACGCAUAGAAAAUCAGGAAAUUGUAUCCUACCAAAUUCAAAUUUAGUUAAAGUUAUCACCCAAAGGUGGCGCUGCAAAAUUGGAAAAAUAAAAACCACCAUGAUAAUGUUGCAAGGACUGUUACAAAAAAUUAUGCUACGUUCUUUUCAAUAUAACCCCUUUUUGCAGCAACAACGUAAUGCAGUUUGAAGUAAAAAUAAGAUUGGUGAAUGAGAUUCCAAAUUAGAUUCCCUUUAAUUACACCUGCAGCUCGUUGCUGAUCGCCUGUAGCGCCAUCUUUUAUUCUCAAUGUUAACUAAAUUUUCAAUUUGGUAAAAGAAAAUUCUGACUUUGAUUUAUUCUCUUAUUUCAAAUAAACUGGCAAGAAACGCUUUCACAUAUGUGAAAUGAAAUUAAUAUAUAACUUAAUCUUCUUGCUUUGGGCAACAAAACAAGAAUUCUUUAUAAAACUUCUUGCAGCUAAUAACUUCCUUUUGCUUUCGUGCUGAAUAUUAGUAAUUCUUUAAUAAAUGAAUUUACACUUAUUGAUUUUAAGAACUUUAUAUUAACCAAAGUAUUACUGGAUGCCUUCGAAAAUGUGGCAUUAAUAGGGAUUUGAUGCUAAUUAAUGCUUAUAAAAAUUUAUAAAAAGUAAUUGUGAAUGAAUGUCGAAAAAACGAAUCGCAUCCUAAAUAAAUUGCUUUAACUCAAUAAUAAUUAACUCAUCAUUUCAAACCAAUCCUAAUUAUUAAAGUAUGUUUCAAUGGAGUGUUCGUUUCUACAUGAUCUAUUUCUUUUGUUAACAAUGAAUUGAUUUUUAAGAAAAGAAAUCCCAAAACCAAAUAUUUCAUCAUGAACUUGGAGAAUCCUUAGCUGUAAAUCAUUUUAAAGGAAGAAUGAAGUUAAUAAUAUUUUCAAAAUUAAAAUGAACUUUCUGUAAGUUAUGCUUUUUAACGUUGAUGAAAACUCAUUAGUUCAAAAUGUAGGUAAUUAUGCAUAAUGCAAUUUCAACAAAAGUAUCUUUAUCGUUUACAGCAUCAUUUGAGAGAAUAUGCAUAAUUCUUUUCUGGAAAUAUAUAAACCAUUAUCCUAAUUUUUCACUUUCUCUCUAUUUCGACUUUAAUAGAUCCAAUUCCCACCUUUUCUUAUGAAGGAAUCAGUAAAUUAUCACCAACAUCAUCUUUCCAUCAGCGAUAUCUUUCACUGAAAUGCUUAUCCCAAUAUAUUGUCUCGAAUUUAUAAUAUUUCAACCCUAUGAAGUUAGUUUUAUUGUAAGAAAUAAAGAGAUAUGUUAAUGGCUGUUGAAAUGGAUACCAGUUUAAAGAAGAGAAGACAUUAAGGCGAAACAACAAAAAUAAAAGAUCCUGAAUAUUCAAGGAGUUUGACCAUAUUUCCAUUAGUACCCGAGUUCCAGCGUUUGUUCGCAAAUAUUCGAUGUCCUUCCAUUGAAACUAUAAACCCAGAGGCACAUAGAUGAGUCGAGAAUAAUAGUUGAACGAAAUCUCUUGGUGGAGAGUUGAUCCCCAGCGAGUUCUGUCUGAGCGCUUUAAUACUGUCGCUGUUGUUUAGUAGCGCUUUUCGAAUGCUAACUGCAAGCGCUGCUCGUUUGUACAUGUUUCGACUGUGUUUGAUACUCUGUAUUUGUUUUGUAUAUAAUAAAGAAUUUUAAACCUUA
Argiope bruennichi is the source of this 4064-nucleotide messenger RNA. Its product is annotated as SEC14-like protein 2. The coding region runs from base 303 to 1493 and encodes 396 amino acids. NCBI's taxonomy places the organism in Eukaryota, Metazoa, Arthropoda, Arachnida, Araneae, Araneidae. The transcript has 13 exons. Gene Ontology annotation, cellular component: cytoplasm. The record is from RefSeq and is a predicted model, not a curated record.